Messenger RNA from Malaclemys terrapin pileata, 432 nucleotides. It is a transcript of the gene SMIM33, whose product is annotated as small integral membrane protein 33. NCBI's taxonomy places the organism in Eukaryota, Metazoa, Chordata, Testudines, Emydidae. The transcript has a single exon. The coding region runs from base 1 to 432 and encodes 143 amino acids. The record is from RefSeq and is a predicted model, not a curated record.
AUGAAUAUCUCCACCCCGAGCAGCCAGCCAAGGCAACACGAGCCUCCGGACUUGGCUGGAUUCACUACGGGCUCUGUCAUCCGGGGUGUGACCAAGAAGGCCGAUGCCCUUCCCAUGAUCACGGUAAUCGUGGUAAUUUUCGUCCUCUUGGCUGUUGUCAUCAUUGUGCUGGUGCGCUACGGCCCGCAGCUGUGCACGCUGCAGAUCACCCUGUACCACGAGCCCAUGCCGCAGGAUCUGGAGAACGGGGUGCACCUAACAGAUUGGAAGAAACUGGGCUCCAAAAGGAAAAGCAGCACGCAGCCUGCUCAGAACUACCAGGGAGACCCUGGCAGCAAUGACACUGCUGCGCUGAGCGUCCAGUGCUCCUGUAAGCACCAACUGCCCUGCGGCAACCCAGAGCCUAAUGUCAUAGAGAUCACCUACCUGUGA